This is a messenger RNA of Mugil cephalus (flathead mullet), 2114 nucleotides long. It is a transcript of the gene atp6ap1b, whose product is annotated as ATPase H+ transporting accessory protein 1b. Bases 54 to 1394 code for a protein of 446 amino acids. The transcript is spliced from 10 exons. Lineage: Eukaryota; Metazoa; Chordata; Actinopteri; Mugiliformes; Mugilidae. Gene Ontology annotation, cellular component: proton-transporting V-type ATPase complex. The record is from RefSeq and is a predicted model, not a curated record.
AUGACUGUCAGCUGGUUUGAGUCACGUGAGCAGACUGGAAGAGUGAAACGGAAAUGGCUCGACCGAGCUACUGCAGUAGUUUCAUAUCAAUGGCCUUUAUUGCCUUUUUCGUCGCCUUUUUCGCGUCAGGGAGCGCCACCGCUCAAGUGCCACUUCUUAUGUGGUCCAGUGACAGACUACCACCACUGGCCUCACCUACAGCUGGUCACAUAACAUCCAAUGACCAGUUGUCUCUCUACCUCACUUCAGCCUUUGGUUCUGGGUCCCACACUGUGCUAUUGUUCCUACAAGACAAGUUAAGCAAAGAUGACUUCACGGUCUAUGGUGGAGUGUUUGGAAACAAGCAAGACAGCGUCUUUAAAAACCUUGAGGCUGCACAGCAGUCUUCUUCCUCAUCAGUGACACUUCCUGCCUUGGAGUGGUCAGACUCCUCUGCCAUCCUUACUUCCCUGCAGGACAAGCUUGGUGUUUCGCCUCUGCUUGUAGAUGCAGACACUCUGUCACAUCUGAGCAUCAAUACAUCAGUCAGCAAUCUGCUGCUCAUCAAUCUUCCUUAUUGCAGCGGCUCACACAGGUCCUGCAAUGAAGUCCUACGCAACAAUGAUGAGAUUAUCGGAAAAGUUAUGAGUAUCAUAAAGACCAAAAAUGUUCCAUACACUGCCAUAUACACAGGACUCCAGCCAUCACGGGUGAUUUCUGAAACACCAAUGUCUAACCAGCCAGUGGGGCGCACCUUGCUACAAGCAGAUAUACCUGAUGUCAGUCCGCCCAUCAUGUUUAAUCAGUCAGGCAGUCCUUGCAUAAUGCUGUGGGCUCAGAAUCUCAACGUCAGCCUCUCAAGGUCCGACCCGUGGAUUGAUCUUCGUACGCAAACUCCAACCUUGACAGGAUCCAUGUGCAACGGCACGAGCUCCCUGCUUGUCCUGCAGUAUGCAACAUUCAGAUUGAGUUUUUCCAUGACUCGACGGUUCUAUGCUGUUUCUGCACGAAACUGGUUCACCCUCGACUUUGUAGAGCUGCAGACAAAUGGUCAAACUGAGACUUUCAUUGGAAGUGGCAGUAUCUAUGCCCCUGCAGAAUACUCCUUCCACUGCCAGUCUGUCACCAGCUUCCAAGACCCCCUGCUCAUCUCAAACAACAAAAACUCAACUCAGUGGAGACUCAGUUUUACUGACUUCCAGAUUCAGGGAUUUGGUUUGGCCAACGGAACAAAUUUCUCCUAUGCCAGUGACUGUGCAAGCUUCUUCACCCCAGCGAUUUGGAUGGGACUGCUGACUGCAUUGCUCAUGCUGCUAAUUUUGGUGUACGGUCUGCACAUGAUCAUGCAGGUCAACACCAUGGAUCGAUUUGAUGACCCUAAAGGUCCAUCGAUUUCAGUGCCUCAGUCAGAGUGAAGCACUCCUUACACACACAAUCCUCUGUCAAUGUUUUUGUACGUUUGGGCCUCUUUUUUUUUUUCUUUGAACACAUUUUCAUCUGAGAUUCUCUCCUGUGGUUUUCUUUCCUGAGUCCUUCCACAGCUGUUUUGGGAUAAUGUUGUUUUGUAUGGCACAUUCCAUUUCGUCUCUCCAUAGUGCCAAAAUGUAAGCACCUUUUUAUAUAAAUAGAUUUUGAGUUUAUAUUGUAAAAAGGUAUUUUUGUGCCACUAUAGGUCGGGUACAGCUGAUACUUUCUCUGAAAUAAUUUGCACUCUCACCGGGGGAUGCCUUAGUUGCCAACAUGAAUGUGAUCGCUGAAUGCUGUAGGACCUUUUCAGACCUCAGUUCAUGUAUUAUUUUCCUCAAUUUAACUGUAAUUUAAAGACUACUGGUAACAAAAGAAGUGCCUGUGUAUAAAACAUCAUUUGUGGUUUUCAGAAGUAUUUUGGAGUAGCCUUAACAGAACUAUGCUGAUACUCAAGGGUUUAAAUCACACGUGUAAACCUGUUGACAUUUAAUUUAUUUGUAUAAAAGAUGCUCAACCUUCCUUUAAACAAUUACCCUUUGCUUCAGGGUUAUCGACUAAUUUAAUGACAGUGCCUCAGUCCUGCUUUCACAAAAGUCACGAAUGUGCAGUUGCCAACAUGUACUGAACAGUACACAGUCAUUAAUUGCAAAUAAAGAAAUCAAAAUAUC